Molecule: messenger RNA, 2690 nt
Organism: Cladocopium goreaui
Lineage: Eukaryota; Dinophyceae; Suessiales; Symbiodiniaceae
Source: the annotation of a GenBank genome assembly
UGAAAAUUUUCAGCCACUUAUGAAGCAUCAAAGUGGUGGCGCGGAGGCAGAUGCCGAGCAGUUCGACAAAAUUGCUGAUUCCAAGGGGUGCGGGGACAGCUCCAAAGGACCGAAAAGCCCUCGCAUGGAAUCGCAGGAAGGGAAGGUGCGGCAGCUGACGCGCAGAGCAGACUUUUUCGCAUCACGCGCUCGGUAUGCUGAUGCACUCCCUCUUGUUGAUCAGGCACUUCUUUUGGAACCGAAUCGGCCAGAGCUGCACCUGGGGAGAGGCCAGUGCUUGAUGCAGCUUGACAAGCUGGAAGAAGCGUUGACUUCCUUUGAGGCUGCCCUGCGUCUGGAUUCUCAAUGCAUCUCCGCGCAGCGGAACAAGGCUUUGCUACUCGCAAAGCAACGAAGAUGGCAUGACGCAAUUCUUUCGUUUCGAGAGGCCCUGAGCGUUGAGCCGACGCAGGAACUUCGGAUGGAAUUGGCCAGAUGCCUCACCGAACAUGCGAUCCAACUGAAGGCGUCCGGCCAUGGUGAUCUUCAACUUUUUCACGAAGCAAUCCAGGCUUGCGACUCCUAUGCCCCAGCAUUCUUCCAGCUUGGUGUUUGCUACUCUGAGGUCAAUGACAGCAUCAAGGCCAAAGAGAUGUACAGAAAAGCGGUGCAGCUUCAUCCAGGGUACGUGGAGGCUCUGAAUAAUCUUGGCGUGGCUUGCAGGGAGCUGGGAGAGUGGGAGCAUGCAAUAGAGGCAUACGGCAUGGCUCUGAAGGUGAAUCAAAACUGCAGUAAGACCCGGGAGAACAUGGCGAUCUCUUUGCUUCAGCUGGGGUGUCGUCACUUGCAGCGGAAGGAGCUGAAAGAGGCUGGCAAAGCUCUGAAACAAGGGCUUUCCUUCAACUCCAGGAAUGCUGAUAUUUACUUUAACCUGGGCGUGCUUUAUGCUGAGAAGGAAAAGUGGGACCAAGCCAAGGUCAACUACGAGUUGGCAAGCAACUUUGACCCUAGACACGCGAAUGCCCACAACAACCUGGGAGUGAUCCACAGGCGACUGGGAAAUCCUGAAGCAGCCAUGAAAUGCUUCGAAAGUGCACUGGAGGUUGACAGCAAGAUGAACUUGGCAAGCAAGAACCUGGGGGCCAUUUAUGGCUCAAUGGGGCGAAUGGAUGAUGCGAUCCGACUUACACGAGUUGCAAUCGACUCCAACAGACAAGAUGCAGAGGCCUACAACAAUCUGGCACUUCUGCUGAGAGAUCAGUGUGAUGUCGAUGCCUGCCUGGAGAACUUGGACAUUUGCAUCAGUUUGGAACCUGAGAGUCGACAUGCCGGUUCCAACCGACUCAUGUCCCUGAACUAUCAGUCUGAGCGAUCAAGGGAAGAGGUGUUUGAGGCUCACAGAAGCUGGGGAAGCUGCGUGGAAAGCAGCGUCAGCCAGGUCUUCAGCUGGGAUGGGGCGAGGGGAAACUCUGGCCCCCUACGCGUGGGCUACAUUUCACCCGACUUCUAUUCUCACUCAGUCUCCUACUUCAUCCAUUCUGCCCUGAAGUAUCAUGAUCCAGCGUUCGUUGCUGUAACAUGUUACAGUGACGUCGCGCUGGAGGAUGACAAAACCAGACAAUUCAAAGAACUGGUGCCGCAAUGGCGGACCAUUUGUGGCCGCAGAGAUGAUGAGGUCGCAAAGCUGAUUUACGAUGAUGGUAUCGACAUCCUGGUGGAUUUGACUGGACACACUGGCAACAACCGCUUGGGAGUCUUUGCCAGAAAGCCUGCACCAGUUUGCAUCACCUGGAUUGGCUACCCUCACACCACUGGGCUGACCCGAAUGGACUACAGAAUCUCAGACGAGUUCGCGGAUCCAAAGGAUGCUCCAGGCCUCACAACGGAAAAGAUCCUCUACCUGCCGGAAUGCUUCUUGUGCUAUACGCCCCCAGAGACUGCACCACCCGUGGUGCUGAAGCCUGCGCAGGAAUCCUACGGGUGCAUUACCUUUGGAUGCUUCAACAAUCUUGCGAAGGUCAGCAGCCUAACUAUCAGAAUGUGGAGCAAGCUCUUGCAUGAGGUGCCAGGCUCUCGCCUCUUCGUGAAAUCCAAGGCCCUAGCGUGCCCCAAAGUGCAGGACAAGAUGCGGGCUGCUUUUGCAGUGCAUGGAAUUCAGGCUUCUCGUCUGGAUUUGACUGGCUUGCAGCCACAAACAGGCAGCCACCUUCACAUGUACAGCUUUAUCGAUGUGGCUUUGGAUACCGCCCCAUAUGCUGGCACGACUACUACUUGUGAGGCACUUUACAUGGGAGUUCCAGUGGUUACGCUCAAAGGACGAGGUAUUCAUGCACAGAAUGUUGGAGCUUCAUUGCUUUCAGCUGUUCAGUUGGGUGACUUGGUCACUGAAACUGAGGAGGAUUUUGUUAAGCAGGCUGCGGCUUGUGCAAAAAACUUGCCUCGACUCGCUGCGUUGCGAGCUGGCUUGAGGACACGCAUGUUGAGGUCUGUCCUGUGCGACGGCCCACGUCAUGUGGCGCGCCUGGAACGACUCUAUGCUGGAGUCAUUUCUGACCUUGCCAGAAGCAACACCUCCGCGUUGAACAUACAGGAGUCAGCUACCGGCUCUCUUGCAGAAGCUCAAUAAGGCUUUUGACCUGAGAGAGAGUUUGUGUAACUUUCCUGAUGGCUGGCCACUAAUACCUCUGCUUGGCACAUGGAAACAACCUCGG